This is a messenger RNA of Lindgomyces ingoldianus, 1875 nucleotides long. RefSeq lists its product as uncharacterized. The coding region runs from base 1 to 1875 and encodes 624 amino acids. The transcript is spliced from 10 exons. Gene Ontology annotation, molecular function: protein binding. Lineage: Eukaryota; Fungi; Ascomycota; Dothideomycetes; Pleosporales; Lindgomycetaceae. The record is from RefSeq and is a predicted model, not a curated record.
AUGUAUUGUGGAAUGGGGUAUGAUAAGACGCCAAGCUCAAGGUUGAUUAGGCGGCCCAUCAAACGACAAUCGUACGACGUUUGUAGGAACCCUGCUAGCGCUAACCCUUCAAGCAAAUCAACUGCAACCAUCGUGUAUAGCUCCGAGCUAAAGCCUUCUCAUCUCCCAGAAAGAGCUUGCCAUCUGGCGCCGACCUUCGCAAAUCUUUUAAGGCAAUGUACAAUAAAUUUUGAAAACAUCAGCGCUGGACUAGGAGCAACACAGAUUAUUCAGGUACAGGCUGAAGGUUUGUCCCCGCUGAAUAACGGCCCCCUGGAGGAGCUAUCCCCUCCCGGGCAACAUCUCGCUCAUAUAGCAACGCAGUCCUACAAAAACGUCAGCCCUAAGCGUGUGCCGGACACAUGUGUAUGGUUUUUGGAGCAUCCAACCUUCCAACAGUGGAAAGACAGCAGCGGCGACCACCUUCUCUGGCUCUCUGCCGAUCCUGGCUGUGGCAAGUCGGUCUUGUCGCGAGCACUGAUCGAUGAGAAGCUGUUAGGCGAGGAAUCUGCUACAAUUUGCCACUUCUUCUUCAAAGACAACGAUGAGCAAAAUAACAUUGCGACUGCGCUACCUCCUCCAAAACACGUUGUUUCGGCUAUGAAGAAGUGUGGUCACUCACUGAAGAAUGAAUUCGAAGAUCUGUGGCAGAUUUUCUUAUCUGCUGCAUCGGAUUUGACUGCUGGGGAUGUCCUCUGCAUCGUUGAUGCGCUCGAUGAAUGCCGGCAGCCCGACCAGAACAAACUCAUCGGCUACCUAGAGCGCCUCUACAGCCGAUCUUUAGGCAAGCCCAAGUCGGGAUCUAAGUUGAAGUUCCUACUUGGAUUCUCUAGAAUAACGCGGAAUCCCCCGACUAUUCGACUGGCUGGGGAAGAAGAAUCGGAAAAGAUCAGUCGUGAAAUUGAGAUCAUUAUGAAAGCGAAAGUUAGGGAGAUAGCGGGGGAGCACUAUACGAAGAUCAGAACCUACCUCUGGCUACAUUUGACUUUGGAUGAAGUCAAACAUGCACUAGGAACGACGGAGAAAAAGUUGCUCAAGGUCAUCGACAUAUUGCCCAGAUCAGUUGAGGAAGCAUAUGAGAAAAUUCUAGCAAGAUGCACAGAGAAGGAGGGAAGGAAAUUGCUGCAGAUCAUUUUUGUAGCCCAGCGCCCACUGACGUUGAGCGAAAUUGAUGUAGCUCUAGAGAGUAGACGGGAUACAGCUACCUACGCGGAUCUCGACCUUGAAAAUCGUGCGGGUUGUUCAUUACUAUAUAGUACGCCAACGCGUCUACUUAACCCAUCAAACGGCAAAGGAGUUUCUAGUUCGGGAAAUCAACGAAUCGACCUCCAAAAAGCGCAUGAAAUGCUCUCUGGGAUAUGCAUUACUCAUUUGCUCUUCCAGGAAUUCCAAGAGGACUGUGUCCCCAGGUCAUCCGCUGUUCAAGCAUAUACAGAGAGGUACGCAUUCUUAGAUUAUUCGGCAAAUCACUGGAUAUUUCAUGUACAGGAAGGACAUAUAAGUAGCCCUGUGUGGGUUUCGAGAACCGCAAAACUCUGCGAAAUCGGUGAUGGAUUCUCUUCUGCAUGGUCUAAGAUCUACUUUACGUCAAAAAAUAUCUCGUACCUGUCAUCUCAUCAAUUCCUUCUAAAUAGCGGCAUGGACCCGAAUCCAAAAGGCGGCUACUUUGGGAACGCGCUUCAAGCAGCAGCACGCCUUGGUCACACAGGAGUGGCAAAGAUGCUACUUGAUUCAGGCGCAGACAUCAACACUUGGGGUGGUGCAUAUACUACUGCAUUACAAGCUGCAUGUACCUUCGGACAAACAGCAGUGCUUGACCUACUGCUGUAUGCAUAA